CUCUUAACAGCCCAUAAUUCAUCUUGCCCAUGAGUCAUAUAUCAAAUGCGAUGAAUGGACACUCAGGAGUCAGCAGUAGCCUGAUAGAUGCUCUCAAGUGGCAAGAACUGAUAUAGUAGACUGUGAGAUACUGUCAAAAUGUCAGUAAGAAGAGCAGACGUCACCAAGUCCGGAAAUUCCGGACAUUUGCCGUAUCAGCAAACCGGGAUUUGUUCAUCUCUCUCUCUCUCUCUCUUUCAUCAACUCAUCACCACUAUGGCUCCGCAUAUACCAUUCAAAGAGGCAGAAGCUUCUCGGCCGCCUUUCGACCGAAAGGCUGAGCUUCACUACACUCAGACGCCAGACCCGAACUGGAAACUAGGGCAAGGUGUUAAUGAUCUCCCCGGUGCAGACAAGUUUAAAUCUCAGGAGGGAUGGAGAGCUAUCGAUCCGGAACAAAUGGAAGGACCCGCCAUGUACAAGAUGAUGAUCUCUGCGAUUGUCCCUCGACCGAUCGCUUUGGUAUCGAGCAUGGAUGACAAGGGUGUCGGCAACCUCGCUCCGUUCUCCUACUUCAACAUGGUCUCUUCGAGUCCCCCCGUUAUUAUGAUCUCUGUCGCUGCGAACCCCCAGACUACAGAUGGAUUGAAGGAUACUGCAAGCAACAUCAAACACUUGAAAGAAUUUUGCGUCAGCAUCAUCUCGGAGCCAUUUGUCGAAGCUGCAAACAUGACCAGUGCCGCUGCUCCACGGGAGGUCGAAGAAUGGGAGGUUUCAGGUCUUACCAAGCGAGACUCAAAGAUGGUCAAGCCUCCACAUGUGGGCGAAUCUGCAUUCUCCAUGGAAUGCCGGUUGGAACACUGGUACGAUGUCAAGAAGGACGAUGGGAAGAUCGCUUCGACGGUCAUUCUGGGCCGAGUCCUACAAUUCCAUGGAAAAGAAUUCGUCUUUGACCCGAAUGAUCCGGAUCGGAUCAUGGCAGAGGAGCUGCGUGCAGUUUCGCGACUUGGCGGUAUAAGCUAUGGCCGGACAUUACAGAUGACAGAGUUGCCGAGAGCGACGAACUGGGACGACGUCAAGGCGGAGAUGAAGAAUGCGUGAAAUGACGUAAGACAUGGCUAGACACAGACCGGCAAUACACAAGCGCAUGUCCUGUCAUCUUCCUAUGCAUCCCACCAAGACUUGGAUU
Kockovaella imperatae is the source of this 1168-nucleotide messenger RNA. RefSeq lists its product as hypothetical. The coding region runs from base 139 to 1080 and encodes 313 amino acids. The transcript is spliced from 11 exons. Gene Ontology annotation, molecular function: FMN binding. NCBI's taxonomy places the organism in Eukaryota, Fungi, Basidiomycota, Tremellomycetes, Tremellales, Cuniculitremaceae. The record is from RefSeq and is a predicted model, not a curated record.